UUUACACCGAAAAUCCCCCGUAAAUUUACUCCUCCUGCCUUCUAAAUCGAUCGAGAUUAUCUGACUUUACUUCCUCUCUCAUAUAUAGGCUAAUACAUAGAUCCCAUAAUCAUCGGGUCCACGUGUUAAUCAUCCCAUCGGAGAAAAAUUAAGUCGAGAGGAGCUUCUUCUCCCAGUGAGGGCGAGACCAUAAACAUCAAGCCAAACCCCUCGCGCUCUCUCUGGCUUUGCCUGUCCCUCUCUCGCUCUUCCACUCUUGAUGGACACCAAGGACGCAGCCUCCAAGCUCCACUCUCCCACCACUCCCCUCCUCGCCGCCCACCAUGGCCGACACGGCCACCACGCGCCGGCGGAGGCGGCGCCGCCGCCGCCGCGGCGCGGGGCGCUGCUGCUGGCGGCGAAUUACGCGGCGUUGUUCGUCGGGUCGCUGUCGGCCAGCCUGCUGUCGCGGUUCUACUUCGCGCACGGCGGCGCCGACCGGUGGCUGGCGACGCUCGUGCAGUCUGCGGGGUUCCCGGCGCUGCUGCUGCUGCUGGUGUGCGCGCGGCCGCGGCGGCGGCGGCCGUUCGGCGGGUUCACGCCGCGGCUGGUGGCGUGCUGCGUGCUUCUCGGGCUGGUGAUGGGCCUGAACAACCUGCUCUACUCGUGCGGCACGUCGUACCUGCCGGUGUCCACCACCGCGCUGCUGCUCUCCAUGCAGCUCGCCUUCACGCUUGCGCUCGCCGCGGCGCUCGUGCGCGUGCCGCUCUCCUUCGCCAACCUCAACGCCGUCGUGCUCCUCACGCUCUCGUCCCUGCUCCUCGCACUCCGGCAAGGGCACGGCGCGGGCGGCUCCGCCGACGCUGACGCCGCCGCCACCAGCCCGGACUACCUCGUCGGCGUCGCUGCGACCCUCGGAGCCGCUCUGCUCUUCGCGCUCUACCUCCCGGCGGCCGAGCUCGUGUACCGGCACGGCGGGGUGACGGGCUUCGGCAUGGUGGUGGAGGCGCAGGUGAUCAUGGAGGCGGUCGCGACGGCCGUCGGCGCGGCCGGCAUGGCGUCGUCGUCGGCCGGCGGCGGCGGCAGCCUCUGGCCAUGGGACGGCGUGGAGGCCUCGUGGGAUCUCUCGCCGGCGGCCUACUACGCGGUGGUCGGGGCGGCCGUGCUGAGCUGGCAGCUCUGCUUCCUCGGCACGGCUGGCACGGUGUUCCUCACGACGUCCCUGCACGGCGGCAUCUGCAUGACGGCGCUGCUGGCCGUGAACGUCGCCGGCGGCGUGGUCGUGUUCGGCGACGAGUUCGGGCCGGAGAAGGCGGUGGCGAUGCUGCUCUGCCUCUGGGCCUUCUCGUCCUACGUCUACGGCGAGUACAAGAAAGGGGACAAGGCCGCCAUGGGAGACGAGGACGACCAAGGGGUUCUGGAUCGUGUCUAAAUUCUGCUUUUUUCUUUUAGAUUAAAAAAAAGACAACAAAAUGAAAGCACUUUUAAUACCUUUUUUUUUCCUCCUCUUUCACGUGUAUAACCACCCUGCACAUAAUGUGAAAAGUUACUAGCUUUUAAUGA
Oryza brachyantha (malo sina) is the source of this 1542-nucleotide messenger RNA. Its product is annotated as probable purine permease 4. Bases 260 to 1411 code for a protein of 383 amino acids. The transcript has a single exon. Gene Ontology annotation, molecular function: purine nucleoside transmembrane transporter activity. Gene Ontology annotation, cellular component: membrane. NCBI's taxonomy places the organism in Eukaryota, Viridiplantae, Streptophyta, Magnoliopsida, Poales, Poaceae. The record is from RefSeq and is a predicted model, not a curated record.